Messenger RNA from Dendrobium catenatum, 2487 nucleotides. Its product is annotated as fasciclin-like arabinogalactan protein 8. Lineage: Eukaryota; Viridiplantae; Streptophyta; Magnoliopsida; Asparagales; Orchidaceae. Bases 955 to 2223 code for a protein of 422 amino acids. The transcript has a single exon. Gene Ontology annotation, cellular component: plasma membrane. The record is from RefSeq and is a predicted model, not a curated record.
UAAUAAUGCCUUAAAUGAAUAUAAAAAUGCAUAUUUUACUGAUUGUUUGAGGGCAUAUUUCAACUUAUGUACCAUGUACAAGAAUAUUUCUCAUCCUUGUUAAUAAUGGAGGUACAAAAUAAUAUCGUACAAAAAAAAAGAGUAUAAGAUUCGACCCUUAGGCUAAACUAAUCAGUUUCUAUGAUUUACACUUGAACUAGGUGCCCAACAAGUGACGACAAUCUUAUAGCCGUGAAAAAAUAAUAGUUGAUACUAAAGUCUCGAAUAACUGAACCAGAUGCAAUAUUUAAACAUUUUAAAUGCUACAAAUCAAAAGAGUAAUACAUUGAAAAUCCAGUGUUUGAAUUAUCUUGAACAACUUCAAGAAGUUUUAGGAAACAAAAUAUUGCUAACAAAAAAAAAACAAAAAAAACGAUAUAUUUUUAAAAAAUAUGCAUUAAAUAUAUAUAUGUUUUAAAAAAAUUCAAACUCUAAUCUCAAUAAUAAAGAGUGAAAGUCCUCCCAAACAACCCAUACGAACUACAAAAUUAUCUAAAAUUACAUAAGCAUGAUAUCAAAACUAAAUUCAUAAGAAAUUUUUAUAUUGAAACUCUACCUACGGAAAAAAAUCGAAUCUUCAUCGGUCAUUUAGAUUCGUGCAAGCAUGUUUAAUAAUAUUCAUGUUUUUUACGGUUUUUUCUAAAUAUUCCUGCGUAAGGUUCCGAAGUCCGAACACAACAAGCCAGUUCGUAACCCCCGCCAGCCACAGUUAACCGCAGUUAACCAUAAGGUUCUCACCCCCCUACCUUAUAUGUAACCCGAGUUUUCUUUACCUUACAUGCGCUAUCUGCAGUUCUGAACCUGAAACCUUCCCUUUAUUUUGUCCUGAACCCUACCACCUUCUACUUCCUGUCCGCCUUAAUCGCCCCAAGACACUCUGACUACACAGUUACAGAGAGCGAGCGAGCGAGGACAAUGGUGAAGAGCAGGAUAGCUAGUUUGCUCCUGUUCAUGGCGGUGGUGCUCGCUUCGUGGUGGUCGACGGCGAUCUGUCACAAUAUAACGGCGAUCCUCGACAACUUCCCUGACUACAGCAUUCAAAACGGCUACAUGACUUCGACGAAGAUCGCCGACGAGGUAAACUCCCGUCAGACCCUAACCUGCCUCGUCCUCCCCAACAUCGUCAUGUCCGCCCUCGCCGCAGACCACGCCCCUGCCUCGCUCAAAAAUGCUCUCCGUCUCCUCGUUCUCCUCGACUACUUCGAUUCCCAGAAGCUCCAUGACAUUGAUGGUGGCACCACAAUCACCACCACUCUCUUCCAAACCACCGGCGAAGCCAUCGGUCAAGAGGGUUUCGUCAACAUUACUAAUCUCCGCGGCGGUCGCGUCGCAUUCGGAUCCGCCGUUCCCGGAUCGAAACUUACCUCCGAUUACACCAAAUCCAUUCGCCAAAUCCCGUACAAUAUCUCUAAGAUCUCCGCUCCGAUCAUCUUCCCGGGGUUAUUUGACGACGGCGCUGCUUCGGAUGCAAAUCUGACCGCCAUUCUCGAGAAGGCUGGAUGCAAGAUUUUUGCAUCGCUUAUUUCUUCAUCCGGUAUGAUCAAGAUCUUCCAGGUCGCGAUGGUCAAGGGGCUUACGCUCUUCGCCCCGACCGAUGAGGCGUUCAAGGCGAAAGGAGUUCCUGAUCUGAACUCGAUGAGUAGCGCCGAUCUUGUUACUUUGCUUCAGUAUCAUGCCGUCGCUUCCUACAAUCCGAAAGACUCUCUUAAGACGGUGCAUCAUCCCAUCGCUACUAUGGCUUCUGGCGCUGCGGGAAACUAUGAGAUCACCGUCACAGUUCAGGGGGACGAUGUCACGCUUCACACCGGCGUGGAUUCUUCCCGCAUAGCUCGCACGGUGCUCGACGAAACGCCUGUUUGCAUUCUCACCGUUGAAAGCGUUCUCCUGCCCGAGGAGCUAUUCGGGAAUGCGCCGUCGUUGGAGCCGGCACCUGCGCCAGGAGCGGCUGAGGAGAGCCCGGCUCCGCAGGUGGCUACUCCUGUAAUGGCGCCAGCACCGGCUCCGGCUCUUGCGAAAGUGCCGGUGCCGGCGCCAGCAGUGAUGUCACCAGCUGAUUCGCCGGCAUCGGCUCCGGCGGCUGAGUCACCAGAUGAUGUGGCGGAUAAGGAGGACGACAGGUCGACGGCAGCUGUAGCCAAGGUAACUUCAUUCUGUAUGGUGAUGGCUGCGGUGGUGUUAAUGUGAGUUGCGGUAGGGUUUAGGGUUUGGUGACGGACCGUUGGAAACAAAAUUUUCUUACAUUUUUAAUUGACGUUAGGCAUUAUUGAUUUUCAGAUUUUGUUCUUCGCUUUUUGUUUUUUGUUUUUUGCUUUUUCUUUUUUAGGGACAAAAAUCUUUUUUCUUUAUUGUUAUCGUGUGAGUUUCGUGUCGAUUAAUGACCUGUGGACGGGUGGUGGUGGUGAUGAGGUAUGAGGGAGCAGUGUGAUUGUUCCCGACAUGUAUUAAAAA